Molecule: messenger RNA, 2853 nt
Organism: Chelmon rostratus (copperband butterflyfish)
Lineage: Eukaryota; Metazoa; Chordata; Actinopteri; Chaetodontiformes; Chaetodontidae
Gene: parp12a
Product: poly (ADP-ribose) polymerase family, member 12a
Exons: 11
Coding region: 90-2189 (699 amino acids)
Molecular function (GO): NAD+ poly-ADP-ribosyltransferase activity; metal ion binding
Source: RefSeq, a predicted model, not a curated record
UCGCCGAGGCUGUGGGGAGCUAAUAAACGUUAGCUCAGCUCUGCUCUAACAACAGUUCAGCGAAGUGACUGAGCUAGAGUCAUUUCAGGAUGACUUCCGUCAUCUCCAAGUUCACAAUCAAGACCCUGUGCGACAACCAGGGCUGUCUGGACUUCAAGCGCCUGGACGAGAAGAUCACGCAGUGUUUCACGGUCGCUGAACCAGUACUGCGAGGUGUCCUGUUCGACGACGGUAAAAUAGCGAUCCAGAGAGGCAGGAAAGGGGUUGUCGGCGGAAAAAUCCUCAGCCCGGAUAGCCUCAUAGUGGCUAAGACCAGCCUGCGGCUCUGUCAGAAGAAACCCGGAGAGUGUCCUCAGUGCGAUGACUUGCACCUGUGCAGGUAUCUCGUUUGCGGGGACUGCACGUUCGGAUACAAGUGUAAAAAUCCCCACAGUCUGGCUUCUGCACACAACGUAGAGCUUUUGAAGAGAUAUGAUCUUCAGGAUUUGACUGAGAAACAGCUGUUCCAGCUGUUACUGCAGAAUGAUCCAUACCUGCUUCCUGAGAUUUGCCCACACUACAACAAGGGCAACGGUUUGCACGGUUCCUGCAGGUUCACCACCUCCUGCACCAAGCUUCACAUCUGCCUGCACUAUCUCCAGGGAGACUGUAGGUUUGGCCCUUCGUGUAAGAGAACCCAUUACAUUGAUGCGCAGGGGAUGAAGCUCUUCAGAGGAUUCAGUCAGGAGAAUAUUGGAAACAUUCACGAGAACUACAGAAAUAAAUUCAUCAUCAUGGGACAACUGGAGCGAGGAGCCGGUGCUGUUCCUGAGCUGCCAGUGGUGAAAAUCCCCGCUCAGCAGCCUUCCCACAGCAGCCCUGGAUCCCUGACUAGCCCUGCAUGUCCAUCUAAAGCCAUGACUGAUGCUGACAGGAAUGAAAUCUGCCUCUUCUUCAUUCGCAGACACUGCAGCUUCAAAGAGAAGUGUGCUCGUGUCCAUUGGCACCUACCGUACAGAUGGCAGGUUUUAGACAGUGAUUGUGUGAGCUGGAAGGACCUGCCAAAUAUGGAGGACAUUGAGAAGGCUUACUGUGAUCCGGAACAGGACACGAGCUGCAUGGACCCACCAUCGCCCACCGUAGGGCUUCUCCGAUUUCUGUCCUUUCAAAGCUCUGCAUCCCCUGCCGUGCAAUCAGUUGACUUCACGACAAUGACAUAUGGAGGGUCUCCAGUUCGCCGCCUGUCCACCGCCUCCUCUGUCUCAAAGCCCCCUCACUUCAUUCUAACAACAGAUUGGCUUUGGUACUGGAAGGAUGACAACAGGAAGUGGCAGGAGUUUGGACAGAGCGAUGGCAACACACCAGCCUCUCUCACCUCUCAGACUCUGGAGAACGUGUACCUGGCAGACAGAGAAACAGAGAUUCCUUUUAGUGCAGACAAGCAGCAGUAUAUCCUGCACUUCAAAGGUGCGCCAGGAACCCAGGAGAUGUAUCAGCAGAAUGUAAAAUACAAAACCAAGAGAGAGGUCAGAAGGAGGCCUCUCUUUGUGUCUGCUCAUGAUGUGGAGGUGAAGCUAAAGAGUGUAUCAUCUCACAGCUCCAGCCCCUCCACAGCUGACAGUUUCCCAUCCCACUGGGACAAGAAUGCCAUACCAGAUAUUGGAUACAAGCUCGCACCUCUCUCCAAAUCUGCAAAAGAGUACAAUAUGAUCGAGAAGCUGUUUAAGCGCACCAUGGCCCAGAGUAAUAUUCACAACAUCCAGAGGAUCCAGAACCCCUCUCUGUGGAAAGUCUUUCAGUGGCAGAAAGAGCAGAUGAAGAAGAGGAAUGGAGGGAAAGCUGUGAAUGAACAGUACUUGUUCCACGGGACAGACGAGUCCCUGAUCGAGGCCAUCUGUGAGCAAAACUUUGACUGGAGGAUGUGUGGCGUCCACGGCACAGCCUACGGCAAAGGGAGCUACUUUGCCAGAGAUGCGUCCUACUCAGACAGAUACGCCAGCGUCAAAAAGAGCCAGAACAAGAUCAUGUUUGUUACUCUGGUCCUGGUGGGGGAGUACACCAGGGGCAGCAGCAGCUAUGUCCGGCCCCCACCAAAAGGAAACGGCAAUGCCCUCUACGACAGCUGUGUUGACCGAGAGAGCGACCCCAGCAUCUACGUUGUGUUUGAUAAACAGCAGAUUUAUCCAGAGUAUCUUAUCAGGUAUUCAUAAGUCCCUGGGCUGUUUUUUUUUUUUUUUUUCCUUUUUCUGAGGAUUUUGCUCAGGAGAAACUGUAUCAUGGGAUGCUCUUUACUUUGACUUUAAACAGCAAGUGGCUUUGUUAAAGGUUUGUGGAGAUUUACGGUAGUGGAGGGAUUAGUCAGGUCUUUUACUGAAGAAGAAGCAGUCAUAUCACAAUGUAGGUGUCCUACAGGACCAGUUCAUGUAAUAUUAUAAUAGCAAUUAUUGGAUCCUUAUUACUCAUGCAUAAAUGGUUGAGGCAGACAGAGGUGGAGCUAAUUUGAACUUCUUUAUAUGCGUUGCAUCAUAUUUUAUGCAACAAAGAUAGUUAAAGUUAAAAAUUUGCUCAUCGUUUUAUAAACUGACAUGUUACAGUAUUUUCCUGAGGUGUGGUGCAGAUGUAAAAGACAAAAAAAUGGAAACACUUGGUGGAAUUUUUGUGUGAUGAUCACAGUGUGUCCUGGUGGAUUUAUAAUAUGUCAGUAAGAAUACAUUUCCUUGGUCAGUGUCUGCUGUUGUGGCUGGUGUGUAUUUUGUUGUGAUAAGAUUGUCUGUGAAUGAAAGUCUAAAUCAAGGGCACUGAGGCAACACAUGUUCUGGUGUUCAGUUUUGGAAUAACAUUCAGUGGUUAUGUAAUAAACAUGUUACAAACUGC